Molecule: messenger RNA, 518 nt
Organism: Aedes aegypti (yellow fever mosquito)
Lineage: Eukaryota; Metazoa; Arthropoda; Insecta; Diptera; Culicidae
Product: glycine-rich protein
Exons: 2
Coding region: 98-457 (119 amino acids)
Source: RefSeq, a predicted model, not a curated record
CGGUUCAUAUUUCUAUAAAAUGAAAUCAAAUCUUUGAAUGAACAUCAGUUAGUUAGAAACAUUCUCAGUGUUUAGUUCAUCCAAAAAUACAUUAACAAUGAAGAUUUUCAUUGCCGCCAUUGCUCUGGUUCUGGCCAUCUGCGCCGAAGCAUCCCCUGCUCCAUACGCUCAUGAUGUAGUGGCCUAUUCCAACCCAUGGCCUCUGAAGACCAGCUCGGUUUGGCCAGCCUACGGUGGACUGUACAGUGGUAAGGUCGCUGUGGUUCCAGAAGUUGCCUACGAAAAGUACGCCUACCCGAACGUGUAUGGAAGCUGGCCUGUCUACGGAAAGAACUGGGGAUACUCUUCUCCGGUUGUUGCUGUCGGAGCAAAGGUGGUUGACAACGGCCUGUGGAAUUACGGAGGAUAUGGUUAUGGACACGGAUACGGCGUGGGAUAUAACAAAUACUGGCACUAACUUGAAUAGUAAUUGGAAAAAGUUUGGAAACAAUAAAAACGAAAUAAUCUUGAUUCUUGAA